ACUACAUCCCUCCUCUCUCUCACUCCCCCUCCCUCUAUCACUACAUCCCUCCUCUCUCUCACUCCCCCUCACCUCUUCCCUUUCAUUCAACUCUCUCCAUCUCCCUCUGAGCUGGACCUCUCCGGGCUUUUCUCCUCUCUACUGGACACUGUUGUUCGGUGUCCCCCGGGCCAGAUACUUCGUGACCCAUCGUGCGGAAGUAGCCAUGACCGAGCCCGCCCUGCAGCACCCGGCGCCCGCAGAGCCCCCUUCUCCACGCCGCCCUCGCCUCCAGCCCGUCCAGGUACCUCGCCUCCCACAGCGCCUUACCUUGCCUCGCAGGGACUAGAUACCUCUUUCUGCGUCUCAUAUCUUCAAAUUCGUCCAAUGUGGAAUUCUCCCAGAAGAAAGUUAUUGACCUAGUAUAAGCCUUAUUGUAGCACCAAAACACCAGGACGAACGUGAAUUACACAUAAGGUAACGGGGGAGUCGAUUGGACUUCCGCAGCUGUGAGCCGUGAAGGCGCUUUCACCUGUUCCUCUCAAGCCCGGAGGCUGCAGCUGUUUAAUGUCCUAACCUCUCCCCGCGCUCCGCCCCUCCCCGCUCCACCAGCCAUAGUGACAGCCAAGAAAGGUAGCUCUCUGGUCAUAGUGGCACGGCCACCCCGCCCCGCCACACCCCAACCACCCACCGCAAGCGUCUGCCAACGAGAGUGUCCGCUGACUCUUUGACCCUCCACUCCAUCCAGCGGAUUAUAAACACACAAGUGAACUCUCCGGACUGUCGGACCGGCUCUGACCGACAAGGAGACUGACUCUGGGCGAAGUUCCGUAGUGGAGGGGGGAAGAGAUGCGGUCCCUUCUCUCCACGAUCGCUGUCUUAUGUAUCCAGAUGUUGCUGGUGAUGUGCAAUCCAUUGCAGCAGGUGUUUGGCGUGGAUGGGGUUAACUUCAGCGUGCACGUGGAGAACCAGACCCGGGUGAGAGAUGCUAUGAGCCGGCGGCACCACCGGGUCUACCAGCUCUACAGUCGCACCAGCGGUAAACACGUCCAGGUGCUGGGUAGACGCAUCAGUGCCCGCGGAGAUGACGGAGACAAAUAUGCCCAGCUUGUAGUGGAGGCUGACACCUUUGGUAGCCAGGUGAGAAUCCGCGGCAAAGAGACCAACUUCUACCUGUGCAUGAACCGCCGCGGCAAGCUGGUGGGAAAGAAGGCCAGUAAUAAAAGUGAAGACUGCGUGUUUGUAGAAAAGGUUCUGGAGAACCACUACACCGCACUAAUGUCGGCGCGAUACGCCGGCUGGUACGUGGGCUUCACCAAGCGGGGGCGCCCUCGCCGCGGCCCCCACACGCUGCCCAACCAGCAGGACGUCCACUUUAUGAAGCGCUUCCCACCAGGGGAGUACCCCGAAACCACGCCCUUCCGCUUCACAACAGUCAACAAGAGGAGUAAGAGGGUCCGUGCCCCCGUGACCCGCUAACGCUAACGGCUACCAUCCAUCUACUGCCCAUUGCCGCCUGUACCUGCUUCUCCACUAAACGCUAAUGGGAUAACAUUGACCCUUCCUCUGGCCUUUAAUACAUGAUAAGUGGCUAAUUAGCGCCAUUGGACCCGGCUAACAUCAACUGCACCUGUUUCUGAAGCUAAUAGAUAAUGGACCAGUGCUACACAAACACUCCUUACCACCUGACCCCACCUACUGGGACAACAUGUACUCUCCUCCAGACCCUGGCUGGUAGGCCUACUAACUGGGCUAGUAGCACAGUACACCCCCUAACUUGACACUUAAUAAUAACUUUAUUUGUAUAGCGCUUUUCAAUACAAGUAACAAAGUGCUUCACCUCAUAAAAUAAUCAAAUGAAAGUACUAACAAACUAGAACAAGCCUAUAGCCCUGCUACUAGCCCGUCGACCUGGCCCACUCCCCUGCAAGGCCCAGAAGCUAUGACAAGGCCCCUGAAAGGUAGCUAAACUGACGCCCAGGCUUUUCACCUUAUGUAGGCCUGGUUUCCCUCCAACCCCCAAGCUUGAACAGAACGGUGCUAUUGCACUGUCCCUUAGCAGUGGCUUGUUAAGCUCUGCUUUAGAACAAACAUACGAAAACUGGUCACUUGGCUGGUUUAGCACGCACCUCUGCGUUAAGGUAAACGUGAUUGCUCUGAUAAAAUAAGAAUGACUUCAGUGUGUUUAAACUCCUUAAAAUCACUUUGAAGAUUAAAAUGUAGCUAAGCUAGCGACACUGGAAUAGCCCCAACCUUUCUCCCAGGCUUGGACCAGAGCAGCUAUCCAACACUGUCCAGGACUGGAUGAUCGCCAAUGAUGGAGCGAAAGACCGUGAGACGAGAGACAGACAGAACGAAGGACAGACUGACAGAGAGGGGGACAGACUGGAGGUCUAUGGGACAGUGGCACCAUGAGAGAAAUGGUGGAGAAACAGGUGGACAAACAGGAAACAGGAAGAGGAACACAGGAAGUCAGUGAAGCGGAGGAUAAAGCCACAGAACAGGCCAGAAAGGCACCGUGGUGGAAUGGAUGGACUGCUUUGGAUGCACUUCUCUCUGCCUCACUCCCCUGGCGAGGACAAUCUGUGUGAAUGAUUGUAUGUACAUUGUGUGAGUGUAUGUGUCAGUGUAAGGGCACCAAAGACCAUUUGUGAAGCUGUUUGGGGGGAAUCUGCCCUGUAUAACCUCCCCCAACGACUCACUAAAGGGACUGAAGCUUUAAGAACCAGAAUGUACAAACCAAGCUGCACCCAAAGUAAACCAACUCUAAUGACCACCAAAGACAACUGGAGACCAGCAACUCCCCAAGUCCCACCCCCAGGACAGAAUUCCCUCUUCUUAUAGGACCAGAGGGUGAUGACGGGUGCAUGGGGGGGUGCCUUCUCUUCAUAUUAGUGUUGCUAUAGAAACGACCCAGGGGAUGACUCUCCUGUGCGAUACCAUGGAUACAGAAUGCUGCUACCAGGACAUUCACUAAAGCAUCAAAGUCUCAUACACAAAAUAUUAAAGGGAACAAUUUAUGAAAAGUUAUAUAUAUAAAGAUGACAAAAAAAACAAAAUAAGCAAUCUUACUAUGAUUGUCACUAUAAUUGUUAUUAUAAAAUGAUUAGUAUUUAUUUCAGUUCUGUUUGCUGAAGUCUUUCUAGAGUCAGUAAAGGUCACAGA
Oncorhynchus gorbuscha (pink salmon) is the source of this 3144-nucleotide messenger RNA. RefSeq names its product fibroblast growth factor 18-like. The record is from RefSeq and is a predicted model, not a curated record. The transcript is spliced from 5 exons. Bases 829 to 1458 code for a protein of 209 amino acids. NCBI's taxonomy places the organism in Eukaryota, Metazoa, Chordata, Actinopteri, Salmoniformes, Salmonidae. Gene Ontology annotation, molecular function: type 1 fibroblast growth factor receptor binding; growth factor activity; type 2 fibroblast growth factor receptor binding. Gene Ontology annotation, biological process: positive regulation of protein phosphorylation; positive regulation of cell population proliferation; regulation of cell migration. Gene Ontology annotation, cellular component: cytoplasm.